AUGAUGGACGUCGUGCGGGAAAGGAAUAGGAACUUUGACCUGCGCGAUUCGUAUGAAGGACGGAGUCCUGCGGAGACGGAACCGCACAGCGGUAAUAGUGGCGGUAGUGGCAACAAUGGGAGUAGCGGAAACGAGGCGUGCGUGGACAUCAGCAACGAGAGGUAUAUCAUCUGGAGGAGGAACACGCCAUUCUUAUACAACGCGCUUCUAAGGAACAAGCUGGAGUGGCCCUCCCUGACGGUCGAGUUCAUAGGAGUGGAUAACUCCUUCAAAGCCAAGACGAAUUACUUCACAAAUAAAAUUCUGCUCGGCACACAUACGUCUAAUCAGGAUUCAGAAUACGUGUACAUUGGGGAGGUAAAGGCUCCCCUGUACUCAACAAAGGAGGACGUGUUGCAGUUUGAAAAUUACACAGGGUUUAUUAACAAUAAAAAGAAAAAAAGGGGCUACCCACUCCCUUCCUUUGAAGUAAAAGCCAAGUUACUGCACCCAGGAGAAGUCAUAAGAGCUACUCACCUACCAAGCAAUUCGUUUUUUAUUGUAACCCAGACAUGCAAUGGAAAUAUAUUAUUAUUUGAUUAUACGAAGCAUCCUUCGUUCCCCUCAGAUACAUCCACGUGCUACCCUCAGAUGAUCCUCAAGGGACACAACAGUGAAGGUAGUGGGUUAUGCUGGAACAUUAAUCGCGUGUAUGAUAGCUGUUCCAAACAAAGCAGUACGUUUAAGGAGGAGGUCGACCCUGAUGCGACGGAAGCAACAGACGGGACUAAUACGAAGGGUACAACGGAGGAUGAAGCAAAUGAAGAAGAGAGUAAUGAGGAUGGCCUUGGUGAAGUAAACAUGAGCAACUUACUUCUGGCCUCGUGUGCGUCUGAUGGAAGUAUAUGCCUCUGGGAUAUAAACAAAGGAACGAAGAGUAAUGAAGUACCCAGGACAUAUGGAAUAAACAAAACGGGGAAAAGUGCUGAUUAUAAUCUUAGGGUUUACGAAAAUACACCAACCUUGAGUCCUUUAUGUACGUGGAUACAUAAAAAUGAAGAGACGUCCCUGAAUGAUAUUUUUUUUCAUCCCAAGUUUAAAAAUGUCUUGGGGGUUUGUGAUGACAAUGGGUAUAUGAGUUUGUAUGAUGUGAGGAGCAAAACAUUUUUUUCGAAAGCGGAAUUAAAUUUUAAAGAUCGUGAUGCACCCAUGAACACUUUUUCAUUUGAUACUUUUUCUGAAUACACUUUUUGUUGUGGGUAUGCAGAUGGGUUAGUUUCCAUUUGGGAUUUGAGAUACGAGAAGGGGUCUCUUCUUCAAAUAGACUAUCACACACAGAGUAUUAAUCGAAUUAAAUUUUGCCUGAUGCAGUCAGGCAUUUUUGGAUCCUGUUCAGAUGAUGGCACAGCAUGUAUUUGGGACAUUUCGAGGAACUCUUUAAAUUAUUCUCAUGUACAAAAACUCGAGGAUGAUAUUUAUAAUAAUCCUAAGAAGAUCCCAAAGCAGCUGCUCUUUGUCCAUGGGGGUCAUGUUGGAAGUGUGUAUGACCUUUCUUGGGCCAACUGCAACACCUUGUUGGUGGCCACCGUGGGCGUGGACAACUCCCUCCAGGUGUGGCACAUGAACGAGCAGUUCCUCUUUCAGUGA
Molecule: messenger RNA, 1626 nt
Organism: Plasmodium fragile
Lineage: Eukaryota; Apicomplexa; Aconoidasida; Haemosporida; Plasmodiidae
Exons: 1
Coding region: 1-1626 (541 amino acids)
Biological process (GO): regulation of gene expression
Cellular component (GO): nucleus
Molecular function (GO): histone binding
Source: RefSeq, a predicted model, not a curated record